AGCAAAUAGCCAAUGCAGAUGUUAAUACCAAUUGGAAAUUGAUUAGGGACGAUAUCAAUAAGUUCAAACAAUGGGUGACCGAGAUAUAUGAGACUGGAGGUAUACCCCAGUACGAUUUGAAAAAAAUAACUAGCACAAUCGACUCCUGGGUAAUGUCUCUCGAUGACAAGAAACGCACCUUCAAUAAUAGGAAGUUUAAGUUCAGCUAUAAACCAGGCCAAGACAACAAAUCGUUCGACGUCGAGCCAUCAAAGCCUUCAAGUUUUGGCACCCCGACUAUUAGUGAAAAAAAUGGAGUCAAGUGCGUUAUAGACAAGGCACAUCAGGGUGUGUUGCUUUCUGAGAUCAAGAACUCGGUGAUAGUAAUUCCCACAAAUAUGGCUGCCGGAGCUAUUACCUUGAAAAACUGUAACAAUUCGGCAUUCGUGAUACGUUCUGAGUCGUUUAUAUAUGCAGAAGAGCUGACGAACUGUAUUAUAAUUGGAAGAGCUCACCAGGUGAGACUACAUAAGUCUAAGGGUGUUUACGUGGACAUUGAGAUCGAGAGCACGCUCAAUAAAAUCAUCAUUGAGGAAUCGACGUCCAUCAAAUUCGUUAACUGUCGCAACGUUGAAAUAGAUGACUUCAAUGAGCCUUCAAAAGAGUGUUUGAAUUACACAAUGGUGGACAGGUUGGUGAACGAAAUGGAAAUUGCUGAAAUCCAGCUCGAAUCGCUCCCCAGCCUAAUCAAAUCCAUAAUAUAAGGCUGUGUUGGGUCCCGAAUAUUUAUUUUUCUAUCUUUUCCAAUCAUGACGCCAUUGCCUGCCAAGGCUGACAUGAGUGCCAAGGAAAAACUCGAACAGCUGAAGAAGCAGCGAGGUGAAAGCAUAGCUAGACCUGCUGCUCCUCAGAGAAGCUACCUGAGCCCUAAUGGUCCAGUGACUCCUAAUAUGACACCAGCGGUUUCGCCAAUGGACAGUAUAAUGACUGCCAACGCGCGCCGAAAAAUUAGCUUGAAGCCAGGACAUUCGCCAUUAGACUGGGAGACAAAGAAAAAGACUUCGAACAUGAAAGGAUCCAUUGAUCCUAGGGAUUUUCCAUUGCGAGUGACAAAAGAGGAGCUAAAAAAACAUAAUAAAGAGCAUGAUUUUUGGAUAUGUCUAAACCACAAGAUCUACAAUCUAUCACCCUAUCUUGAUUAUCACCCUGGAGGUGUUGAGGUUUUAAUGAAGUGUGCAGGAAAAGACGGGACAUUUCUGUUCAACAAAUACCACAGAUGGGUGAACUACGAAAGGAUCUUAGACGCUUGUUUCGUAGGUUUUCUGGUCUGAAACAGCAUUAAUCGCAUUAUUGUACAUUAAAUAUAACAUUACUC
This is a messenger RNA of Ogataea polymorpha, 1354 nucleotides long. RefSeq lists its product as uncharacterized. The coding region runs from base 153 to 743 and encodes 196 amino acids. NCBI's taxonomy places the organism in Eukaryota, Fungi, Ascomycota, Pichiomycetes, Pichiales, Pichiaceae. The record is from RefSeq and is a predicted model, not a curated record. The transcript has a single exon.